AUGGAGAAUCGUUUUUCACUUGCUAUCGAUAACGUUAUCAGAGUGAUAGAUGAGGCAGCUGCAUUGUCCAUUGACGGAACGCAAGAUGGAACUUCAUUCAACUUGCUAUUCGCAAAGAUCGAAGCGACUAGCGUUAUCUCAAUUGAUUCAUCGUUAUUAAAGAAACACGCAAUUCUUGUAGACGAGCAGUUAACAGACAUCUUUUAG
Leptosia nina is the source of this 207-nucleotide messenger RNA. Lineage: Eukaryota; Metazoa; Arthropoda; Insecta; Lepidoptera; Pieridae. The record is from the annotation of a GenBank genome assembly.